Messenger RNA from Amoebophrya sp. A25, 6700 nucleotides. NCBI's taxonomy places the organism in Eukaryota, Dinophyceae, Syndiniales, Amoebophryaceae. The record is from the annotation of a GenBank genome assembly.
AGGGUGGAGCUCCGUGGACUAGGCGUCUUUGUGAGACAGUGGGCGCGUACAUGGAUGGAGGCAAAAGGUGCUAUAUGGUUUAUGCUCCAGAGGCAACACGCAAACAAACGAACUACAGGGACGCCGUCAGCACGCUGAUUGACAACAAUUACGGACAUUAAUUGAGAUCAUCAUGAACCAUGGCCGGCCUCAGUAGUUGACUACUCUUGCGCGCAGGCUCCUUUAUCAAUCUUUGAAAAUCAAAGGCUUCGCGCCGUCGUCUUGUCUUCUUUAAAUGGGUAACCAACGGGAGGCAGAGUGCUGCCAAGGGGGUGCUAAGCAACAUGAUGCCACUGCGUGGCGCGAGAGAGAUGGGCUCGCGCUUUCUUUCUGUAGUAUGAGGCGCCGCCAUUGUUCUGAUAGGGCGACAAGCUUGGGAGAAAGGUAAGAAGCCUUGCCCAAGUUGACUCUUUGCGACGAGGUCGCGAAGUCGCCCUCUGUUGAGGGGCAUCCUUUGCCUGGAGAGCGCAUCGCCAUGGGGUCACGCGGCUGCCCUUGUGAGUCCCGCCGACGCUACUGCGGAAGCAGUUUCUUUCGCUGCAGAUCUAAGCUGGCCCUUUGAGUGAUACGCAGUUCUUUCGCUGCCUUGGCCCGGAUGCUGUGCCCUUUUGGUCCCCCUUGGCCGCGACUGCUUUGGGUGAGUUCGGCCUUACCUCGCGCUUCCCCGUGUUACGGCGUGACAUACCGCGACCAAACUAACACUCGCGGACUAAAUGGGCCUCGCGCACGGCGCUCGGGCUGGAUGAUGUUGGAGCGCCCCAGGCUUUCUAUAGUUACUAACUAAUUCAGCACCAUCGAUCAUCAUCGUCGCCGUCAUUUUAUACACGCACAGCCAAGAAAAUAGCGAGCAGUUGUCUUACUUAGUUACUCAGACUCAUACUCUUAAUAUUUGUUAGACACUCGCUAGAUGAGCUAUACUAGGUAAGAUAAGACUUUGUUGGCAAAUACUUGCAUAGAUCUUAUUAGUAGAAGCAAAAAUACGCAAUUGCGGGAAGUACUAGCACAAGUAGGCUACAGGACGUCAACUGGUGUAAGUAUUCAUCGUGAUGCUAUAUUGGAUUUGAAGAAGGGCAGCGGCCGCGCGGAGUCCCCGUCGGCCCCCCAACCCAAGGCUUCUCAAAUCUACUCUAGAAGCAAGUAGGAAAGGGAGCUGCAAAUAGUAGAACGCAUGGUUGUGGAAGAACAAGUCUCGCAUUGUAGUGUUUGGCUCUACUUCUUCCAGCCGUGCUGUGGUCUGCUAGUGAUCCUGGUGGACCAGCACCCCUCCAGGCGCACGCCUAAUCUAUCCUAACCUAACCACUUCAAAGCAUUCCUUAAACUUUAUUUUGGGAGAUGAAUGCCUAAUAGAUACUUCUUAAAUUUUGAAGAAUUUGGUAAACUGACGGACUCGACCUCUAAUGUGGUAAAUUCGACCCACGCAUUUCCGAGACACAAUCACAACCGGAGCGAACAGUUUAAGGCAACCCCAACAACAUUCAUCAACGAGCAAGCAGCCCUUCUUAUUGUAUCUAUAAUAGCGAUGACUUAGACCACCACGUGUUAAGUACUAUACAUUGUUACUAAUGAUGAAUAAGACGAGUCAAGUACUAUACAUAGCGAUCUUCAUAGUUGUGACUCCAAUGAGGUAGGUAGUGGCCCUUCUGAAUUUCAAGAGUUGCUAUGUGGUAUCCCUGCUUUUAGAAGUAAGGAAGUUUUGUCUCCAUCUCUUCUGUGCAAUUUAGCUUUUUUGAUCUUUUUUUAACUGCGAAGUUGACAUCAAGUAGGUUGCAACUAAGUAUGUUCCUUGGGAGGAGGUGGAGGUCGUCUUUGACAUUUGAGUAAGGAACUAUCUACAAGAGAGACCAUAAGUUACGCAGGGGCUAGCUUUCCUAGAGCUUCUAUGUAAUUUUAGACCAGGACUUUUCUCGUUGCACGGCCUGGCUUCUCUUUUGUUUAUUUUGGCUAGCCUAAGGAAAAGGAGGCCGCGCCGACCUCUAUAGGCCGGCGUCGUCAUUCCGCUAGUUUUUCUGUGGACCCGCUGAGCGGGGCCCCCUUCCCUGGGAUGGCGAAAUAUGGACUCUAUAGGCUUUCCCCGAGGAGCCGCCGCCCUUAAGCGGCUCUGGCCGGAGGCGCCUGGGAGGGGCUUCAAAAAGGGGGACAAAAAGGGCCCACUUUGACCCCCCAAACAAGGCGGGCCAUUUGGCGACACUUUUGCCCUAAAAGUGUCGCCUUAAGGCACCCCGUAGGCCACACUAGGUGGGGCCGUUUCGGCCCUCGCAAAAAUUGAGGGCGUGCAAAAUGCGCCCCCAUUUUGCCGGCGUUGUUUUUUCCAAGGAAGUGCCCGUCUGGGGUGCCCCUUGGUUGCCUCUGACCUUUGGGCCGCCGGAUGUCGCGAUCAUGCGCGCCGGCGGGCCGGAUAUCCUUGGCGGCUGCUCCUCUGCGGGUGUCGACGGCUCCCACGGCUGACGGCCAGGCGGCGGCCAGGGUGUACGGGAAUUUGCCAGGCCUUGGCACUGGCGGCACUUAAAAAAAGAACCAAAAUAAAUGGCUGCGCAGCGAGAAUAUACCUGGUCUAGUGAUGCAGCUCCUUAGGUGAUCCUAGUCGUGAGCGCUCAUCCCUCCGAGGCGAACCAAUUCCGGUUCUAUCCUAAAAAGGAUCGCAACACGAUGAUAUGGAGCCAUGAUCUACAAGAUAGAGCGUCAGCUUCAUUAGUCUAGAGCGUGUUCUAAUCCUUGGCGGACUGGCAUUUUGACAACAGUCCCAACUUCAGGGGAUUCCAUCGACUGCGGAGCUUACACUUGUGGUCAUCGUACUUAAGGCCGCUUCUAAGUAGUUUAAAUGUGCGCCAUCGUCUCCAAGUUAAUUGAUGUUAAUUGAUGACUGGUAGCCCCUCUGAGGCUGCGGACGUUCGCCCGAGAAUGCAGGCCAAACUGUGGACGGCGGACUAAUUCCUAUCCUAUCGUAUCUUAAUAUCCUAUUAACCACUAUCCGAGUACUACGAGUGCCGUUAGAUAGAAGUUUAUCUCCAUCUAUCCUCUCCGAGUAGUCCUAUGUUGAGUAUUCCCUUCGUUCUCAUGAAGAUGUGAACUAUGCUGGUGGGUGCGGGUGGGGUGUGCAGCUGCUCAUCCUGUGAUAUAUUCUUAAAACAGGUUAGAGGGGAAAGAAACUACGCGAGGGGAAGACACUAAGAAGGUGGGCGGAAGACACUAAGAAGGUGGGGGGAAGAAACUAAGAAAUUGGGAGGAAGAAACUAAGGGAGGGAAACUCACUCAGCCAGAGGGAUAAUGAAAAGCUACAACAGUAGCCAAGCGACCAUGUCUGUCUUUCUUUAGGCAGACCAAGACCUCCUAAAACUCUGCCAGAAGGAUGAUAAUGAAAAACCACCCAUGUUGACUUCUGUUUCGUCUGCUUCAUCUUCUUAGAGAGUGUAAUAUCUUCUACCUUUAAUCCAUACAAAUGUGCAGAGAGUCGCCGAGCAGCUUACUGCCAAGAGCAUUCCCAAAGGGAUGCAGAAAAUCUUUCCAGAAGGACGCCAGGUCCAAACAGAGAAUGUGCACAUUUCUUAAGGCCACGACCCAUCGAUGAUGUAAGUUAUAGGUCUCUCCUUCAGUUUCAGAGCUCUCAGUCCCUUACUGUUUACUCACUUCGCUCUCGUUGUUGGUUUACAAGUGCCUACUCUUUCGUGGAUCUUGGCGCAUCGAUUCGUCCUGCGUGUAGGUGCUAUAUGCCUAUUUGUUAGGGAAGACGCACAGAAUAGAAUGGAGGCGCAUCAGGUAGCAGCGCAAACGCCUUUGGCAGUGGGGAAUCGUCAUGCAUCAUAUUUCCACAGACAACUUUACAUAUUUGAAGAUGGACUAAGUAAUGUAAUAUAUGACUCAGGGCCGGACGCCCCCUCCCUCCCCCCUGUGGUCUGGUCUGUGGUGGCGCGCGCGCUUUUCCGCGGAUUCUAGUGGGAGAAGGCGCCAAAACUUGGCGCGGGCCUCCCCUUGAGCCUCUCAGCGUGUUCCAAAGGGACCUCUUGGCCUGUGCUGACCCUCGCAGGCGGGAGGCCUCCGGGCUAAAAGGCCGCCGGAGGCGGCCAUGGUCGCAAGAGCAAGCGCGCUGACGUCCAAGGGCCCGGAGGGUACAGGCGGCACGGCUCAGGGGUCCAGCCCCUCGCCCUUUGCCGUCUUCGGGGGUCUUCUGCCGCCGGUGGGUGCACUGCUGCGGCGGCGAAGCCUAGCGGAUGCACUUAGGGCACAGGCAGGCACCUGGACGGGGGCGCAGGCGGUCCCCUGGGUUUCUUUUGAAGCCUCCCACCACCGUCGGGGGCUCCUAGGGAACAGCCAGGCAGCUGGAAGGGAGCGGGGGGGGAGGUCACUGGGCUCCCUUUUUGAGGCCUUCCCCCCCGGCAGACGCCUGAAAAAGGGGCCCAGGGCGCCCGGCCCCCUCCCGCUAGGGGGGGCCGUCGCCCCGCGCCUUGGGACAUAUAUAGUUAUUGCCCUAACAUGAUCUAGAGACGAAAGGGUGCUAAAUGGUAUGGUUAGUUUAGUCUCUCAAUAUGUAAGGGGGAGCGUGCUCAUUAUAUGAUAUGGAUUCCUCCUUGUCUCAGUACUUUUAUAUGUUCCAGGGCUCAGGACGGAUGGCCCCCCGGUCUAAAACUUUGAGGGGGCGGCCUCCAGCCCCUGGCCCAUUUUUCUCGAGGGACUGUCGCGCGAGAAGGCGUCCAAAGCGCCCGCCCCUGACUCCUUCCCGCUUCUUGCCUGGACCUUAGAGAGCCCCUAUUCCUGAGGCCGUUGAAGCACCGAAGGAAAGCCGGGGGUGGAGGGCUUCUGAAGGUUGCAAAGGUUGCAAGGCCGGGCCCCCUUGUCGUGUUGCGUGUACCCUACAGACCUGACAAAGGUGACAAGGGUGGACGCCCUUGCCGUGUUGCAUGCACCCCACAGACCUGGCGAAGGGGGCAAGGCUGGACCCCCUUGCCGUGUUGCAUGUACCCGACAGACCUGGCAAAGGUGGCAAAGCUGGACCCCCUUGCCGUGUUGCAUGUACCCGACAAACCUCCCGCAUCCGUGCGGGCUCCUCACGACUGGGGGAGCUUGUUGGGGGGGAUGAGCGCCAAAGGGGCCAGGCCUCGCGACCGUGGCUGCCUUCGGCGGCUUUCUUCGCCUGGGGACUGACCGCCUCCUUGAUUUACACCAAGAGACGCCUGUCAGUGGGGUACACGCGGAAAGCCGCCAGGGAACUCCGGCUCCGCCUUUUGAGGCCUUCGCCCCCGGGGGUCCUUACAUGUCACCACCGCGGAGGAGAGAGCGCGGACGCCACCGCCCUGGUGCAUAUAUUCACUGCAGCAGUCCCUCCGUCAGUAGUUCAUCAUUAUAGGGCAACUUUUAUCGUUUCAUGUAAGUGAUUAGGUUGUAGUUGCGUAUCAUCUCAGGUUAUGAACUCACAGGUAGAGACGAAAGGGUAAAUGAUCCCGAUGUCAGUAGAAGUUAUUGAUAUUUAUAUGUUAACUAUAGUUUAACUUCUUUGUUUAAGAAGAUGACCACGACGGACCAGCACUUCUGUCUCUGAGCAGGUCCUCGCGCUCAAGUUCUAAACAACAUCGCACAAGGUUUGGGAAGAUAAGAUGGCCUACGCCGGCCUUGACAAAUCAUCUCGGCAACAACUUCCAGAAAAAUUCCAUAUGACGAUAGGAGAAGUCUUGCCGCCAAAAUCUGGCACACGCAGUGCCUUUUUUUAAGGCUCACCUUUAUCCAUCUCCGGAAACAUCCCCAAGGGGCUUCUUCAGGGGAAAAGGCGCCUAGGAUGCAUUGCGGGACGAUGGAUUAGGGUGAGCUCUAGUACUAAUGUUUGCAGCCCUCAGGUGGAGCAUUUUCUCAAAGUAGAGGGGGCCUUGUUUCUGCUGAUCAUGGAGAAGAUGAGCAACAUGACAGAGAUUCUGCUGAAGAUGUAGAUGACGAGAGGAAAAGUACCAUCUUCAGCACAACAUCCACCGUCUACUUCAGUGCAACUUCUACUACAUCAGAAGAUGCAGCUGCCCCUGUUCGUCCGCCAAACAAUAACAACGCGACCUCGUCCAGUUCAACAACAACUAGAAGAAAUACACCAACAACUUCUAGUAGUGCAACUAGUAGCACAACUAGUAGUGCAACUAGUAGUACAGCUCGUGCCUCACCAUCAACAGCUAAGAACUUCAACUACAUUGAAUUUGAAAAGACAAAGAAGAUGCCCGCUCUGGACAAGAACGUGGCUGCGCAGAGAGCCAGGAUGUACAAGAAGCGCGGCUAUGGUAGUGUAGAAAGCCAGGAUGUGGGUGCUGCUGAUCAACUAAUGAACAUAGAAGAGGGCCACGACGUAGGUGAUGAAGUAGAUGAGUCUGAGUCUUCUUCUAUUGUCCACCUCUAUAAGAUCAAGAACUCGUCCAGAUUUUCUAGACUCGAAAGUACAGCUCAGGAUCAGCAGAGGAGUCGCGUUUACCACGGCGACGUCGAUGAUACUGGGAGUGCAGCAGCUUCCAAAAAUUAUGGAGGAGGCCUUUUUCCUUUGAUGGACAUAAUCAAUUGAUGUUGUUGAUACAAGAAGACAGAGGAAGGGUAAGUAGAUGAAAGGGGUCGCGCGAGAUGAGGGGACCGAGAUGAAUCAUUGUGCUGAUGCUAAUCCAACAGCGGCGGAGACGGCGGAGGCCAUCAGUCACGGCGAUGA